CGACCUAGAGGCGGCGGACAUGCGGUGAAGAAGAAGUGGAAUCGCCUCGAGAAAAGGAAUCACUCACCGGAACCCUUUCGACAUUCCCCACUGGUCGUACCUGAAAGAUAUGGCUUUCACACCUUUCUCCAAUGGGAACUCCAACUUCUUCUUGUCCGUCUCCAACGUCAUCACUAUUUCAUCGAGAGAACAAUGUCGAAGUGGGAAUUGGGGUGUCUUUCGAAGCGCUCGUGAGAGGGCCAGCUGGAGAGUGGACGGUGAGGCGUACAUGGUGAAAGCAGGGGGGAAGCCAGGUCCCAAGGCGAUUGACUACGAAGCUUUUCAAAGGUCUCAAAGAUCUGCCUGCCUGUCACCUAUUACAGCAGGGAUGCGGUUCGAAUCGAUACCAAACUCGCAUGAACUUGCAGGGCAUUUCAAACCUACGAGCAGGCGACAGGAAGAAGUCGAAAAAUCCCCGGUUUGUCAUGACGUGGCAUUUAGUCCCAAAAGGAUCGGGAGAUGCGGCGCCGGAGCUUCCCGUUUUGACACGUGCUACAUAGAAAGCAGCUCUAGCUGCUCUAGGGGCUUCCCGCACAGAUUUCUGUCUCGGUCCCAUCAUUUAUCUCUGCCAACUUUGUUCUCUAUCGCUGGAAAUCCUCCUGCAAGCUACCAGGGAGACACACACCGCAUUUUUGGGAUCGAUUCCUCACAAAUUCUCAAUCCAAAGAUCUAUCUUGGAACAUUAUUGAAUCAAAUAACAGGAAGAAACGCUUGCUCCUACUACAGCCCAAUACCGCUCUCCACACUGCCAGCCAGCCAAUCAUGAGCUCAACGAACAAUGAAAAGGAUGCCGAAUCGGGUGUACCCCUCAUGGCCAUGCCUAGAGCUUCAGACGUCGAGAAAGACCUGAGUGGAGCUCACGCUGAAGUCAAGUGAGUUGUGUAAGACACUCGACAGCGCACAUAGUCGUAUCCUC
Kockovaella imperatae is the source of this 955-nucleotide messenger RNA. RefSeq lists its product as hypothetical. Lineage: Eukaryota; Fungi; Basidiomycota; Tremellomycetes; Tremellales; Cuniculitremaceae. The record is from RefSeq and is a predicted model, not a curated record. The transcript has 3 exons. Bases 110 to 805 code for a protein of 231 amino acids.